AAAGGCGUUGGGGUUCGGGUGGCGUGGGUACCGAACCCAACAGCAACACCAACCCACCCAACCCAAACCCCAUCCGCAAACCACUCCGGCCCCGCCGCGCCCCGUCUCUUUCCUACCCCCACAGAGGAGAGCACUGGCAGUGGCACACACCGCGCCGCGCCGCGGCCACGUCAAUAUAGAAGUAGGAGCAGUAGGCUGUAUGCCAUGGUAGUGGCGCCACCACUUCUACGCCUACUACGCCUAUAGUAUUCGGCUGCCCUCCUCCGCUCCGCUCGCCUCUUCCCCUGCUGCGCUGCGCUGCAACGAACUUGGCGGGCGACCAGUGGCCGGCGGGGCCAGUGCUGCGGCGCGCGCGUGCGGACCUAACGCGCCCUUUUCGCUGGAGUAAAGGCUCACUACCUGCCCGGCUGCCGCUGCUGCUAUCUGCUCGGCUUGGUGCUUGCUCCAACAGCAGUCAGCAGGUCAAGGGGCAGUUCCGGUUGGGUUCGGCGCCGCGCGGCUGUCCAAACGUGGAUAAUCCAGCAGCAGUGCCUGCCAUGAGCAAGGACCAGCUGCCGCGACGGUUCAUCGCCAUCCCCUUCUCCUCCGGCUGCCGCUCCCACUCCAGCGUCGACGUCGUCGACACCGCGCGCCACGCCGGCAAGAAGCCCCACCCGCAAGCAGGGAUUGAGUUCGGGGUCGUGCCGGGCGGCGCGUCGGCGAGGCCGGCGGCGGCGGCGGCGGCGGGCAAGGGGGAGUCGCUGGUGGCGCGGCUCCUCCGCGGGUUCAAGAACCUGUCCCAGAUCUUCGCGGUGUACGACGAGGACGAUGAGGAGGAGGAACGGGAGAUGGUGAUCGGGCUCCCCACGGACGUCAAGCACGUGGCGCACAUCGGCUGGGACGGCAGCACCAGCACCACCACCAGCCUCCGCUCCUGGAACCGCGCCGCGCCGCCCCCACCACCGGCAUCCUCCUCCUCCUCGUCCGCGUCCGCGUCCACCUCGGCCGCCGCCGCGCCGGCGACCCAGCACCAGCACCAGCCGCCGGAGCAGUACCCGCUGCCCCUGCCGGCGCUCGACAUGCGGCAGUUCGAGCUCGCCAUGGCCGCCCAGGCCGCCGCCGGCACCAGCGGCCCCCACCGGCGCCACAGCUAGCGCCGCGUCAAGCCAGGGGGAGUAGGUACAUGGUACGCUCUCGGCUCGUCAGUCGUCACAGGCCGUCGUCCGUUUCUGCCGUCCACCUCCGACCGUCCCCAUGUGGAGCAGGGUGGGGACGGACUCGAGCGAGCGAGGGAGCGCCUGGGGUGCGUGGCUCCGUGGCUGCCUUCCUCGGCUCCUCCUCCCGCCCGUUCUCCGUCCGUCCUGGUCGUCGCCGUGUCGUCGGAGUUGGUGCAUGCUUCGUUUGCUUGUGCUUUGGCCAUUGCUGCUGGUGCGCUGUACGUAGCCCACUUUUUCCCCGGGGAUUUUUCUUGUUGGCUUGCUACUUGUUGCCUUCACUUCUCCUCCUGUUCCUUACUACCGCCAUUACGAAAAAAUCUUAAUUGUUCGCUUUACACGGUACUCCAUGGGUUUAUUGUU
Setaria italica (foxtail millet) is the source of this 1556-nucleotide messenger RNA. RefSeq names its product CRIB domain-containing protein RIC4-like. The record is from RefSeq and is a predicted model, not a curated record. Lineage: Eukaryota; Viridiplantae; Streptophyta; Magnoliopsida; Poales; Poaceae. The transcript has 2 exons. Bases 537 to 1133 code for a protein of 198 amino acids.